This is a messenger RNA of Eruca vesicaria subsp. sativa (arugula), 1690 nucleotides long. Lineage: Eukaryota; Viridiplantae; Streptophyta; Magnoliopsida; Brassicales; Brassicaceae. The record is from the annotation of a GenBank genome assembly.
AUGGCCAUGGCCAAAGAGAGAGACCAUCACCACCCAAACAAAGACAAGAAGCUACUCAUCAGCCUCAUAUGUAACUUCUCCACCGAGCUCAAACUCAUCUUCAUCGCCUUACUCGUCAUCUUCACUUUAGCCACUCUCUUACCUCUCAUACCUUCUUCCUCCUUCUCCCUCUCCUCCUCAGACUUCCGCUUCUGCAUCUCACGCUUCUCCCCCGCCCUCCCCGUUAACAUCACAUCCACCUCCGUUACGGAAAACACAACAGAACACACAGUUCUAAAAAACGGCGUUAUCAAACGGACGUUUAACGGUCACGGCUCAGCAGCUUACAACUUCGUGACAAUGAGCGCAUACAGAGGCGGCGUCAACUCAUUCGCCGUCAUCGGCCUAUCGUCAAAACCCCUCCACGUGUACGGCCACCCUACUUACCUCUGCGAGUGGGUCCCACACUCCCCGACUCAAAACCCCGUCUCCACCCCCGGUUUAAAAAUCCUAACUGACUGGGGAUACGGACGGAUCUACACAACCGUCGUUAUAAACUGCACUUUCCCCUCACUCGUUACCGUUAGUGGAAACCUAAUCCUCCACGCAACCACCGGAGAUCCCUCCCUAAACCUAACAAACUCAAUCCCAGUCCUAAGCGAACCUCAAAACUCCGUCGACUUCUCCCUCUACACCUCCACAAAGAAGCAAUACGAUUAUCUCUACUGCGGCUCGUCUCUCUACGGGGACCUAUCCCCGCAGAGAGUCAGGGAAUGGCUCGCGUACCACGCGAGAUUCUUCGGGGAGCGUUCGCAUUUCGUGCUGCACGACGCCGGGGGGAUUCAUGGAGAUGUGUUCGAGGUUUUAAGGCCUUGGGUUGAGAUGGGGAGAGUGACGGUUCAUGAUAUUAGGGAUCAGGAGCGGUUUGACGGUUAUUAUCAUAAUCAGUUUAUGGUUGUGAAUGAUUGUUUGCAUAGGUAUAGGUUUAUGGCCAAGUGGAUUUUCUUCUUUGAUGUUGAUGAGUUUAUGUAUGUUCCGGAGGGGGAGGGGACGGUUAAGGAGGUUAUGGAAUCUUUGGAGGGUUAUUCUCAGUUUACUAUUGAGCAGAUGCCGAUGAGUAGUCGGAUUUGUUACUCUGGUGAUGGUCCGGCGAGAACUUACAGGAAAUGGGGAUUUGAGAAAAUGGCAUAUAGAGAUGUCAAGAAGGUUCCAAGAAGAGACCGGAAGUACGCGGUCCAGCCGCAAAAUGUAUUUGCAACGGGAGUCCACAUGUCUCAGAAUCUACAAGGGAAAACAUACCACAAGGCCGAGAGCAAAGUUCGUUAUUUCCAUUACCACGGUUCCAUCUCUCAGCGGCGUGAGCCUUGCCGUCACCUUUUCAAUGACUCUAGAGUUGUUUUUGAGAAUAAUCCUUAUGUGCUCGAUACUACGAUCCGCGACGUUGGCCUUGCUGUGAAGACUUUCGAGAUGAGAACAAUCGGUGACCGGUUGAUUAGGACACGCCAAUGAAAAUUAUUUUUAGGAAUGAGUAGUGAAUGUAUUCAUGUUUAUUAGAAAAGAAGGGACUAGAGGUUAUGAAGAUGGGGCAGAUUUUUACUUGAUAGUUGUUUCUUUCGGGGUAUAUUCUUUUAUUGUAUCAUAACAUCUGCAUGCGUUUAUAAAUUCUUGGUAUAUAUAUAUCACUUUUAAGAAUAAAAUUCUAAGUCAGUUU